AUGGUCCCAGCAGAUUUGCUCCAGACCUCGCAAGAACAACGGGUCCAACUAGCCGCCGCCACCGAUAGGAUGUAUCAAACCGGCGACAGGAUACGAGAAGGCAAGAAGGUGCUGGUGGAGACCGAAGAACUCGGCGUCUCGAUCCUCCAGGACCUCCACCGGCAGCGGGAAGUUCUCCAGCACUCGAAGAACACCUUGCAUGGAGUGGACGACAACAUCGCCCGGGGCAAAGUCAUCAUCCACAACAUCAGCCGGAGGAUCACCAGGAACAAGUACAUUAUGGCAGGUCUGAUCAUCUUCCUCUUGCUUGCCAUCCUCGUCAUUGCCACGGGCAAGAGGCACCAAGGUUGACACCCACAGCUAACUUGGUUUU
This is a messenger RNA of Selaginella moellendorffii, 373 nucleotides long. Its product is annotated as vesicle transport v-SNARE 12-like. The transcript is spliced from 3 exons. Gene Ontology annotation, molecular function: SNARE binding; SNAP receptor activity. Bases 1 to 351 code for a protein of 116 amino acids. Gene Ontology annotation, cellular component: endoplasmic reticulum membrane; ER to Golgi transport vesicle membrane; Golgi apparatus. Lineage: Eukaryota; Viridiplantae; Streptophyta; Lycopodiopsida; Selaginellales; Selaginellaceae. Gene Ontology annotation, biological process: vesicle fusion. The record is from RefSeq and is a predicted model, not a curated record.